GGGGGACGUCGCCGAUGCCGAGGGCACCAAGGCUCAGGAGCCCGAGGCACCGCAGGGCGGCACUCCCAGUGGCGCCGACUCGGGCGGCGGCGCUCGCGGCAGCGGCGGGGGGUGCUCAGCCGCUGCUACCGCCGCGAUCAGCAGCGCCGAGGCGGCUAGGAUCUCGGUGGCCAAGUUCGCGGCUGCGGAGAUGGCGGCGGCAGCAGCCAAGGCCGAGGGCAAAGGGGCUGAGAUCUCAGCCGAGGCCGAGGGCGCUGCGGCCUGCGGCCUCAUGGUCAGCGAUGGCGGCAGCGCCCAGCAGACAGGUUUGCGGCGAGGCGCCGGCCCAAGGCUCAGGCGCCAGCUUUGCCGAUAUAGUCCGAUUCCGACGCGUCCGAGCCCGUUUCCAGCAUCUUCUUCUCGAGCAGGAGGCAGGACAUUUCUCUUGAGGCGCUCUCGGUACGACUCCGUCCGCCCAGUGCGGCCGGCGCGCGAGGGCGCCGCUGGAGCUGCCGCUGCAGCAAAGCCAGUACCUGUCGUUGCCUUGCUACCUCAGUCAACCGAGUUGCCGACUUCAUGGUUUUCUCGGCGAUCUGCCCCUAUUUUCUGAAGGGCCUUCCGUUGCUGGAGCGCGGUGCGGUUCACGGGAGGUUGGCCAAUCCACGGCGUAGAGAAGCGCCCAUGCACCAUCGAGAGAUGCCCAGCUGUGGCGCCAUGGACAUCACGGUCACGCAUCCGCUGUAUACUUGCUGCCAGGGCAUUGCCGACGGCGCCUUGGCACGGGUCAACUGCGGCUUGGAUAAUUGCACUUCUGGCCGCAUGGCAGGAACUGGAAGCGCAGGCCCCUGUCAUCGUAACCGUCGCCGAGGCGCCUUUCCCAGGCAUCCUGGAGUGCGAGCGCGCGCGUGCACGCGACGCCCAGUUGGCACGCGCAGUCUGGCAUGCAGUGUUCGGGACAUUCGCUGCAUAAGUUUUGCACGUCCCAGGGUAUACUGCGGGCGGCCAUGCUGUCGAACGGCCAGUCCUGCAGAUGCCCCCAGACGGGGGCCGCGAACGAUACACUUAACCUGGCGAAGGACCCCGCCAACAUGCAGCUGCGAAGGAGGGGGGCACGCAAACUCCGAAUAAAGCACGGCAUAAGCCUCUGCUCUCAAAGGCAGCGCGCCGUAGGAAGAACGAGGCGCGGGGCAGUGCGGGC
Molecule: messenger RNA, 1177 nt
Organism: Prorocentrum cordatum
Lineage: Eukaryota; Dinophyceae; Prorocentrales; Prorocentraceae
Source: the annotation of a GenBank genome assembly